AUGGGAACUUGGACGCUAAAAUCAGAGAAAGAUGGUGAUACGGAUGAUGGAGAAGUGGUAGGCUCUUUAAGCUGUUAUAACUCCGCAGAACUUCUUGGAGUGCCAGCAAGGAUGCCUCACCAUUAUGGUCCCGAAGCUCCCAUGCAGUUUCGACCGGAACAACGUCUAACUAGAGAUGCAAUGGAGAGGUAUCUACGAGAUAGAAAUGAUUUAGUGUUGGUUAUUCUCCAUGCUAAAGUAGCUCAGAAAUCGUACGGUAAUGAAAAACGAUUUUUUUGUCCACCCCCUUGCAUAUAUUUGUUUGGUGAUGGCUGGAGACUACGGCAAGAACAACUAUUAAGAGAAGGAGUGUCUGAAGCUAAUUCUCAGAUGAGCGCAUUCAUUGGUAUUGGAAGCACUGACCAAGAGUUACAGCCUCUUGACCUUAACAAUGGAAAGCAGUAUUGUGCUGCUAAAACGUUGUUCAUUUCAGAUUCGGACAAACGAAAACAUUUUAUGUUGAUGGUUAGAAUGUUUUAUAACAUUGGUUAUGACAUUGGUACAUUCCAUAGUAAACGAAUAAAGGUUAUAUCAAAACCAUCAAAGAAAAAACAAUCGUUAAAAAAUGCUGAUUUAUGUAUCGCAAGUGGAACAAAAGUAGCAUUAUUCAAUAGGUUAAGAUCCCAAACAGUCAGUACACGAUACUUGCACGUGGAGAAGGGUAACUUUCAUGCCAGCUCGACGCAGUGGGGUGCAUUUACUAUUCACUUGUUAGACGAUGAUGAAAGUGAGAGUGAAGAAUUCAAUGUUAGAGAUGGAUAUGUUCAUUAUGGCAGUACUAUCAAGCUAGUAUGUAGUGUCACUGGUAUGGCAUUGCCUCGACUUAUAAUAAGGAAAGUCGAUAAACAGAUGGCUCUUCUGGAAGCUGACGAUCCUGUGUCGCAACUGCAUAAGUGUGCGUUUUACAUGAAAGAUACAGAGCAUAUGUAUUUAUGUUUAUCCCAAGAGCGUAUAAUUCAGUUUCAAGCUACUCCUUGUCCCAAGGAACCCAAUAAAGAAAUGAUUAACGAUGGUGCCUGUUGGACGAUUAUAAGCACGGACAAGGCCGAGUAUCAGUUUUACGAAGGCAUGGGUCCCGUGAACUCGCCAAUAACACCUGUUCCAGUCGUUCACAGUUUGAACUUGAACGGUGGUGGUGAUGUGGCUAUGUUAGAAUUGACUGGAGAAAAUUUCACACCUCACCUACAAGUAUGGUUUGGUGAUGUUGAAUCUGAAACUAUGUAUCGCUGCCAGGAGAGUAUGUUGGCCGUUGUACCAGAUAUAUCCUCAUUUAGGGGUGAUUGGCUCUGGGUCAGGCAGCCAACCCAAGUACCAGUAUCUCUAGUGAGAAACGAUGGUAUAAUUUAUGCAACGGGGCUGACAUUUACAUACACGCCGGAAUCUGGACCCAGGAAUCACAUCCAACCCACAGACGACAUUAUGCGAGCGCCACAUCCUCAUAAUAGGUUACAGCCAGCCAUAAACGACGUUCCGUGGAACCAACAUUCCAAUAUUAAAGAUUAUCAAUGA
Molecule: messenger RNA, 1548 nt
Organism: Macrosiphum euphorbiae (potato aphid)
Lineage: Eukaryota; Metazoa; Arthropoda; Insecta; Hemiptera; Aphididae
Source: the annotation of a GenBank genome assembly